UGUGUUUGAUAGGUUUGUAUUUGUUUUCUUUAUUAUUGUCAUGCAGACUAAAUAAUAUAAAAUCCCAUGACUGACAUUUUCGUAAUCCCUUAUAUUUUUCCUCCUACCUCUUUUCCAUCCUCCUAUAUUCAACCUCUGCCGCGGACAUUUUUACCACAGUUUAUCCCACAUACUUCUCCCAUGAUGUCUCCUUCUAACCCUGCUGUGGAUUCUUUUUCUCAUAUUAAAUGUGCAUUGUUCUUUCUGAACUCAUGUUCCCAUUUGCACCAGAUAAACUGUCUUUUCACUCUCACCUGCCACUGCCUCAUGCUGUCUCUCUUGUCUCUCCCUCCCCUGGCACUCCUGUCUUUCCCCCAGACUCCCUGCAGCAUGUCCUGGGGGAGCAUGGACUGGUGAGGCCGAUCAGUGUGGACGCAGAGGGCCGCUUCCUGUCACACGCCGUCUCGGCUAGCCACAUGGCAGGAGGGCAGUCCCGUAGGCGCCGGAGGAGGGAGGUAGGAGUAGGCAAUGAUGAGUGGGAAGGACCAAAAGGAGAGCCUUUGGCCAUUCGGCAAAGGCUUUACUACAACGUCACCAUCUUCGGCCGGGAAUUCCACCUGCGUCUGCACCGCAAUGCCAGACUGGUGGCCCCCGGAGCCAAGAUGGAGUGGCACGAUGACAGCGACAGCACCCGGCACUCUGAGCCACUGCACGAUGAAUGCUUGUAUGUGGGGGACAUCAAAGACACACCAGGAGCCUCUGUGGCUAUCAGCAACUGUGACGGCCUGGCUGGAAUGAUCAGGAUGGAGCAGGAGGAGUUUUUUAUCGAGCCGGUGGAGAGGGGUGACGGAGUGAGAGAAGAGGAAGAGGAAGAAGGAGGAGGAGGGCGGACGCACGUCGUCUAUCGCUCCUCCGCCGUAAAGAAAGCGCCCAUCAGCCCGACGGCGAGAGACUACCCCUCAAGAGGUGCGGACCUCGGCAGUCUGAUGGACCUGGAGUCUCUGUACCGCGGUGUGGAGCAGAGUAUCAACCACACGCGAGCGGGGCGAAUGCGCAGGCAGAGCCUGGACAGGGCCUACAACAUCGAGGUGCUGCUGGGCGUCGACGACUCGGUGGUCCAGUUUCACGGGAAGGAGCACGUCCAGAAGUACCUGCUCACACUCAUGAACAUUGUGAAUGAGAUCUACCAUGACCAGUCUUUGGGAGCAAAGAUCAAUGUGGUGCUGGUGAGGAUUAUCAUGCUGGGCCACGGCAAGUCCAUGAGUCUGAUUGAACUGGGGAACCCAUCUCAGAGUCUGGAGAACGUGUGUCGCUGGGCCUUCCUGCAGCAGAAGCAGGACACGGGGGACGCUGAGUAUCACGAUCACGCCAUCUUCCUCACACGCCAAGAAUUUGGCCCCACGGGCAUGCAGGGUUACGCUCCAGUGACGGGCAUGUGCCAUCCGGUAAGGAGCUGCACUUUGAACCAUGAGGACGGCUUCUCCUCUGCCUUUGUGGUGGCACACGAGACCGGACACGUGUUGGGGAUGGAACACGACGGCCAGGGGAACCGCUGUGGAGACGAGGUGCACAUGGGCAGCAUCAUGGCUCCGCUGGUGCAAGCUGCUUUCCACCGUUUUCACUGGUCCAGAUGUAGCAUGCAAGAGCUGGGCCGCUACCUUCAUUCCUAUGACUGUCUCCGUGACGACCCCUUUGACCACAACUGGCCGUCUCUGCCUCAGCUUCCUGGUUUGCACUACUCCAUGAAUGAACAGUGUCGCUUUGACUUUGGCGUGGGCUACACGAUGUGCACCGCGUAUCGCACGUUUGACCCGUGUAAGCAGCUGUGGUGUAGCCACCCAGACAACCCCUUCUUCUGCAAGACCAAGAAAGGGCCGCCCAUUGAUGGCACCAUGUGCGGGAAUGGGAAGCACUGCUUUAAAGGCCACUGCAUCUGGUUGACACCUGACAUCAUAAAGCAAGAUGGAAACUGGGGAACGUGGAGUGAGUUUGGCCAGUGCUCCCACACCUGCGGUGGAGGAGUACACUUUCGCACACGUGACUGUGACAAUCCUAGACCAGCCAACGGGGGCCGUACCUGCAUGGGGGCGACUCACCAGUUUCAGAUGUGCAACACCAACGAGUGCGAGGAUAUCUACAGUGACCCGCGAGAGGAGCAAUGCCACGCAUGGGACCCCCGCUUCGAAAUCCACAGCAACAAGCACCACUGGCUGCCUUAUGAACACACAGACCCUAACAAACGCUGCCACCUGCAUUGCCAAUCCAAGGAGUCCCGAGACGUGGUCUUCAUGCAGAGAGUGGUCCUGGACGGCACGCGCUGCUCAUACAAGGACCCGCACAGUGUGUGCGUGCGUGGGGAGUGUGAGAAAGUGGGCUGUGACGGUGUGGUUGGCUCCUCAAAGCAGGAGGACAAGUGUGGCGUGUGUGAAGGAGACAACUCCAGCUGCAAAACCUUCAAAGACACCAUCACGCGUAAUGCCAAGAAACAAGGUUUCCUCAAAGUUCUCGAAAUUCCCAGAGGUGCGAGACACUUAUUGAUCCAAGAGCUGAAAGCGACCUCACAUAUUUUAGCUGUAAAGAAUGUGGCAUCAGGACUGUUCUUCUUGAACGGGGAAAACGAUUACCCAGAAACCCACGCGGUGAUAGAAACGGGCGUGGAGUGGGAAUAUGAGAAUGACAACGACAAGGAGACACUUCAGACCACUGGCCCUCUAAGACAUGGAAUUCUGAUCAUGAUGAAAUUGCAUGGAGAUGAGGAUGUGAAUUUGUCUUAUAAAUACAUGAUGAACAUGGACAGUGACUCUGCCAUUCAGAACAACAUGCUGGUAGAGGACAGUGCCUAUGAGUGGGCUCCAAAGAGAUGGUCCUACUGCUCCAAGGCCUGCGGCGGAGGGAAGCAGUAUCUGCGAUACGGAUGCAGAAGAAAAGUUCUCAGUAAGAUGGUCCACAAGAGCUUCUGUAACAAAUCCAACAUGAAACCUAGAGGAGACACCAGAGACUGCAACCAGAAGCCCUGCCCCCCACCCAUUUGGGUGACAGGGGAGUGGCAGAACUGCAGCAAAGCAUGUGGAAAGACAGGAAUGCAAAUCCGCUCGGUCAGCUGUGUCCAGCCGUCAGAUGACAACACCACCCGCUCCAUCCACAAUAAACACUGCAAUGACGACCGGCCAGAGACUCGCAGGCCCUGCAACCGACAUCCCUGCCCGACCCAGUGGAGAGUUGGACCGUGGUCGCAGUGCUCAGUGUCAUGUGGUAACGGGACCCAGCAGAGGCAGGCUUUGUGCCACACCAGGGACAACACCAUCGGCCUGUGUCUGGACAGUAAGCCCGACACCAUCAGAGUCUGUCGCAUGGAUCCAUGUGCCAAGCGCUCGUCAGACCUCAACAAGAACGGCAACAUCCUGAUCCAGUGGCUGUCUCGCCCCAACACCAACUACCCGAAGAUCUCCUCACGCCGGCGUUGUCAUGGAGACCGCUCUGUGUUCUGUCGUAUGGAGGUGCUGAAACGCUACUGUCCUCUACCGGAGUACCAGCGCAUGUGCUGCAAGAGCUGCAGCAAUAUCACCAUUGCAGAGCCUCCGCCCAACUCCACAUCUACAUCCAUCCUGCCCAGUGCUUCUACACCCACCAUCAGCUCAGGCUUCAACACCAUCCGACCCACCAGAGCUGUCAUCACCACCAUUUCAGCUUCCAACAUCAAUCCCUGGACUACCACUCAUCCUCCUACUUCAAUCACUGCUUUACCUCAUUCCACCGCAUCCCAACGAAGUACGACACAAAUGAUCACCACUCAUCCUCCAGCAGCCACCAGUGCUCCUGUCCUCCUUACUACAUUGUCCAUGGCAUCGACCUCUGUUAUCGCAACUUCUCCCAGUGUUACUGGUCAUCCCCUACCUCUGCCUGUCCCAGACAUAGACGUGAACACAGACCCACAAUUACAGAGCACUACAAAUAGUCCAGCAACAUUUGUUAUAACUGCCACACAGCUUCCAGCAUCAGCCAUUCCAACAGAAACAAAUCCAACAGAAAGCACGACAAAAACAGAUGCUACACAAAAAUCAAAGCCCAAAAGGAUUCCGCCAAAGGUUAAUCCAAAAAAGAAUACUGCACUAAAAAAUACGACAAGAAAAUAUGUUCCACCAAAGAUCAAUCCCAAAAAGAAAACAGGUGAUAUUUCAAAAAAGAAAACCCCAUUGAACAGCAAUCCCCCCCAAAAUAGACCAGACAAAACAACUCCCAAAAAUACAACUCCACCUAACACAACUCCCAAAAAUUCUAUUGCACCAAACAAUACUUCGCCAAAUACUACUCAACCAAACACUACUCCUAAAAAGAUUCCCCGUGUAAAGACGUCUCUCAAAAAGACUCCUCCAGUAAAGAAGACGAUACACAAACCCACGCUUAAAAAGGAGGCUCUUCCAAAAGCCAAUUCCAAAAAGAAAAUUCAGCCAAAGAAAAAACAAACAAAGACAAAGCCUCAAAAGACCCCAGAACUAGGUCCCAAAAAUGCCACACUCUUUCAGACCAAGGUUAAACAGAAUAAGACUAAGAGUAACCCGAAAAAGACAACACCUAAAACAAUGCCUUCAUAUGAUACCACAGCCCCCACUCCAUAUAUAACUCCAAAACAACUGAUGGAGUACUUCUCUUCCACGAUGUCAUCCAGCACCAGUGAAUAUGCAACAGCUGGAGGCAUAGCUUUGCCUGAGUCCAGAAUCAAUGCUCCUUACACCAAUAGCAAUACAGCCACUGUAGAUGAAACUCCCCUGUGGUAUAAGGAUACUUCAACAACAACAACACCCAGCACUGUUGGUGACUUCAUCAGACAGAACGGAACCACUCAUUUUGAAGAAGUCAACAUGCCAAGUGGAACCAUGCCAUAUCGUGAUGUCACAAUGACCAGCAGUGGUGAUGUUACAGUAACCAGCGGAACCAUUCUCAGUGAUGAUGUCAUCCCAGUGUUCUACAGCGACGUGGGAGUGGUCAGUGACACCAUGGUGCUGGACGACGGCCACACCAUGGUGAUCCCAACUAUCAAUAGUGAAGAUAUGACGGACCUCGCUUCCUCGCCUUGGCUGGACCUGUCUGAGUAUAUCCCUGUGACCAUUCCUGUUCUCACAACAACCUCGGACCCUGCCACAGCCUCGCCUCCUACCACCAUUACCCCAACAACCGAUAAACCAGCUAUCACAGCCAUCACCAGACCUCAGCGGAGACCAGAGGAGAACAGGGAGAACAACUCCAUCGAUGUGAUAUACAACAGGAUCACUGGCGUAGACAACGACAUCUCCCAGAACAAUCUGAUCCCAAAGCGUCGAGUCAACCUCCGAGAGAGAACCAAGAACAAACGCAUCCAGGAGCUUCUGGAGGAGAAGAGGAACUUUCUCCUCCGGAUGAAGAGAGGCCAUGCAGCAUGAUAGACCAAGCCUUCUCAUUUCUCUUAUAGAGAUGAACAUUUUCUUUGCAGACUUUUUAAACCCUCUGAACUACCAUGACGCUUUCUAGACCCGUCCACAGAAAAGAAAACGCUGUCAUAUCACGAUCAGGACUGUGAGAAUAGUGUCGUCAAAUGUUUGAACAGUCACUUUGAAAAAGAAAAAGCCCUUUAGAGGACAGAUUUAAGCAGAUUUGAAGCAAAUCUCCACGUCUGUGUUAAUACAACAAUGAGAAACAGAGGGGAUGGAAAUUGUAUAUCCAGUUUGGACAGCACUACAAACCUUCAUCCCUCCAAACCACACACAGGGACAGAUUCAUCAAUGAUGUAUAGAUACAAUGUUGUUUGUAAAAUGGUAUUAUCCCUAUUGGUGCUUAUGGAGCAACACAAUCUACCACCCAGAAAUCUCCAUCUCCAUAUGAAAUUACAGCCCGGGACUGCAGCUCUUUUCCCCACCAACAGAUAUAUCUCACUCCUAUUGGUAAGUCCAAUUUUCCUUUUGGUUUAAUUUGAAUUGUGCAAAGUUUACACGACUUUGACUGUUGCCUUUUCCAAAGUGAACACCAAUCUGAUUACGUGGGCUUUCUUAUCUCUCUGGAAGUUAAGCUGCAGCACAUUGAGAGACAUUGCCAAACAUGUGGUGCUUCCUAAAUGUUGAUGAUAUAUUUUAAUAUCUCACUAAGCUAGGUGGAAAAAACAAAAUAAGUGAAGAUUUCUUUUUAAACAUUGAUUGCAUCCCUUGUGCAUUUAUUUAUGUCAAAAACAAGCCUGUUUGUAUUAACUGUGUCCAAAAAGAAGCUUUGGGCCAGUUUGUUUUGUUUGUAAUUUUUUAUUAUUAUUGGUACAUCUCAACCUUGCAGCAGCUGCAAAAGCAUCCAUGGAUCUUUCUGUACAAUAUCUGUACAUAUGAAAAAGAACUUAAUGUUUAAUAUUUAUUAAAGUUUAAGUGCCUGUGGUAUUUUGCAAACUGUCA
Messenger RNA from Pseudoliparis swirei, 6386 nucleotides. Its product is annotated as A disintegrin and metalloproteinase with thrombospondin motifs 2-like. The coding region runs from base 228 to 5396 and encodes 1722 amino acids. Gene Ontology annotation, molecular function: metalloendopeptidase activity. Gene Ontology annotation, cellular component: extracellular matrix. Gene Ontology annotation, biological process: extracellular matrix organization; proteolysis. The record is from RefSeq and is a predicted model, not a curated record. The transcript is spliced from 21 exons. NCBI's taxonomy places the organism in Eukaryota, Metazoa, Chordata, Actinopteri, Perciformes, Liparidae.